CAUUCGUCAGGGUGUCACUUUUCAUAGUGAGGUUAGGGUUGUGGUGGAGGUGGGUGUACGCAUUCGUGAGUACCUAACUUCCGGUCUGAAGCUGCUGCUGGACUACCGCUGCUGUCAUGUUUUGCUCAGCGGCUCUGCAAAUGCACAUGCCUCAUAAGUUGGAGUGUUUGAGCACAUUGAACAGCAUUUAUUUACGUUCUUUAAUUUUUUUCCCCCACACUAGUCUGUGGACAAUGUCUUCUAAAGAGAAAAGGGCUACUCGAAAGCUGUGUUUUGGUGAGAAGUCUGAUUUAGAAGAGUCUGGUCAUGUAAAGGACAACGAAUUUUACAGCAGCAGCGACGACGAGGCGGAGAGAGAGGCCGAUAUCAACGAUGAAGAGGAUGACCCUGAUUUUGAGGAUUUUGACUCAAGUGAAGAAGAAUGGGAACCAGAAAGUGAGCCAAGCCCCAAAAAACAACGUCUUCUCUUUCAGUCCCCUACCAGCACACCUUGCACCCCCAGAACCCCCACAUCUUUUGUCAGUGGUUCCUUGAGUCCGUGGUCAACUCCAAGAGAAAGGUCUCAUUCUCCACGGGUGAGGAAAAGGUCUGCAAGUGGCAAGUCAGCGGAGAGUGACACAGGCACUUGGAAUGACAUCAGCGUGGAGGAUGAGGCUCCAGUGCUACCCCAUUUUCUUCCAAAGCGAAACCCAGGAGCUCAGCUCAUCAUGGACAGAAUAUAUUCCCCCUUGGAGCUAUUUCAGCUUUUUUUCCCAACCUCUGUGGUGGACACCAUUGUGAAGAACACAAAUAGUUAUGCAAAAAUGAGGUCUGAAGCUGGGAAAAAAUUCCCUUGGGUGCCUUUGAAAGCGCAGGAACUGUAUUCGUAUAUUGCGCUUGUUAUUUACAUGGGGCUUCUCAGCGCAAAAAAUAUUGUAGACUACUGGUCCAGAAAAGACAUUUACAGGUUACCUUUUCCAAAAUCCGUGAUGUCCAGGGCCAGAUUUCAUGCCAUCUCUUGGAAUCUGCAUCUUUGCGAUCUUAAGGAGGAUCGAGUGAAUGCACUGAAAAAAGGGACUCCUGAGUAUGACAGACUUUUCAAAAUCAAGCCCCUUUACACUGACAUCGUCGCGGCGUGCAAAACAUACUUCCAUCCAAACAGACAGCUGGCGGUGGAUGAGAGGAUGGUGGCGACUAGAGCGAGAACCGGCUUCAAACAGUACAUGAAGCACAAGCCUACCAAGUGGGGUUACAAACUCUUCGUUCUUGCUGAUUCUGUCUAUGGCUACACAUGGAACUUCUUCGUUUAUGAAGGUAAAUCUUCGCUGGCCUCUGGUAAAGGACUGAGUUACGAUUCCAUGAUUCGCUUCCUGGAUCUGCCUCUUCUUGGCAAAGGCUACCAGGUGUAUAUGGACAACUUCUAUACAAGCCCAGGCCUUUUAUUGGACUUGCUGGAUAAAAAGACACUUGCGUGUGGCACGAUACGUUCCAACACACAGGGCUUUCCUAGAACAAUGUCCAAUGACCUCAGCCUCAGAGCUCAAAAGGGAUCCAUACGCUGGCUUCGGGAAGGUAAGCUCCUCUUUGUGAGGUGGAUGGACACGAAAGCGGUUUCAAUGUGUUCAACGAUACACAAGGCAUAUGAUGGUGCUACCAUCUCCAGGCGUAUCAGGAAUCCCAAGAAUGAGUGGGAAAUUUGCCAAAUCCCAAUUCCGGCAGCAGCGAAGGACUACAAUAAAUAUAUGGGAGGUGUGGACCUUUCGGAUGCUCUAAUUGGGUACUACAAUGUCCUACACAAAACCAAAAAAUGGUACAAGACCUUUUUCUUUCAUUUUGUUGAUAUCGCAGUGGUGAACAGUUUUAUUCUCCACCAGCAACUGUCCAAAUCUCUGAAUAAGAGUGCUCUCACCCAGAAGGACUUUAGAGAGACACUUGUGUCUGAGCUGGUAAAGACUGCCACACUGUUCAGCCCAUCACCUGCCCCCAAGCCAUCCACAUCAGAGCCCUCCACAACUGAGGUCGGCUCAAAGGAAGAGCCAUGCUGGCCAGAGUAUUUUGGGACAGAUGCCUCAAGUGGGAGGAGAAUCUGUGUCUUGUGCAAAGUUUCAGGUCUCAAAGUAAAGACACCUGUGUACUGUACAAAAUGCAGUGUAGCUUUGUGUUUUGUGUCUUCAAGAAACUGCUUCAGAAAAUGGCACGCUGAGAAACAUGGGGAAAAAUAAGUGCAUUGUUGUGUUUUGUCAAAAGACGGUUGAUUAAAAGUUGUGCCCUCGCCCCACUGAAGUGCUUUUUUCAUUAUAUAGUAACUUCUUACAUUGUAGGCUUUAUACACAUCUGAGGUUUAUAAAUGUAAAAUGUGUUUUUGAACCGCAUUUUUUUUUUUCCCUAUAUCCAUUCCUUUUUUUUUUUUUUGCAUCUUUAUUUGAUCGGACCAACUAGUUGUAUUAGUUUUUUGUAAAAUAAAACGCAAGAACUGCUAUUUAGUCUCGCUCCUUUUGCUUAUUUGUGGGUCAAGUUAAAAUGGAAGCUUGUUCCCGGCACUGAAUAAAAAAUAAAAAAGGUAAUUGCGAAAGGUAAGUUCUGACUUUUUUUCCGAAUUGCAUGAUAUAAACUCUUAUAAACUUUUAAAGUCAGAAUUGUCACAUCAGUGUCAGUCUUUUUUUCCUCAGAAUUGGACUUUAUAACUCGCAAUUGCAAGUUUAUAUCUCACAAUUCUGAGAAAAGAAGUCAGAAUUGCGAGAUAUAAACUUGUAAUUGUGAGGAAAAAAGUCAGAAUUGCAAGACAAAAGUCAGAACUUCAAUUCUGACUUUAUUUCUCGCAAUUGUGAGUUUAAAACUUUUAACAAGCUUCCAUAAGUUAGUCACCAUGAAAUCAA
Ctenopharyngodon idella (grass carp) is the source of this 2855-nucleotide messenger RNA. Its product is annotated as piggyBac transposable element-derived protein 4-like. Bases 117 to 2201 code for a protein of 694 amino acids. The record is from RefSeq and is a predicted model, not a curated record. NCBI's taxonomy places the organism in Eukaryota, Metazoa, Chordata, Actinopteri, Cypriniformes, Xenocyprididae. The transcript is spliced from 2 exons.